GAGGUAACAUGCAAAAGGCUGUCAGCCCAGGGUUGAGAUGAGUGUAGUAAUUCACUGUAGUUGGAUGUAGUUUAAUUAAUAGUUAGUAGAAUCAGAGAGGAUUCUCUAUGUUAGAAUAUAAUUUUAGUGAUAUUAUAUAUCAGUGAUUUCGCGUAAUACAUACAUAUUGUACACAACGAAUUAAGAGCCUAACAAUUUUACAAUACAACGAUCCGUUAAUUUGCAAAAUGGCAACAACGGAGAACGUCAAGUACAUUUAUCACCUGCCAUUCUCCGAACGGUCGGAAUUUUGUAAAAUUCUGAAUCAAAAUGAUAAAUGGGAGGAACUGGCUGGUACCUGGAUGAAAUAUGACGUCUUGACGAUACAGAGUUUAAGAAAGGAGAAAAAUCCCACAGAUGAACUCUUGACCCUGUGGGGUCAUCACAAUCAUACAACAGCAGAAUUGUUUGUUUUAUUGUCCAAAAUGCAACACUAUCAGGCAAUGGUGCCUUUAUUACCGUUUGUUGAACAGAAAUUUCAUCGACUUUUCUACAACGGGGAAGGCAACUUUCAGAACAUGCCGCGCAAGCAGCUGGUCAACAAAAAUAGUAAGGACUUAAAGAUCGGCACGCAAAAUUUCAAUCAACGUGUGCAGCCGCAGAGUGUUAAUAAAAUUUUGAAUCAACCAACGGCACAACUGGGUGUUAGCCCGAGCAAUUCUAAUAAUUUGGCAGUACCUUCGCCAGCAGGUGCUGCUGGUUUCUCACCAUUUCCGCAAAAUACUGGUAGCAAUGAGAAAAAGAUCAACGAAUCGCCGUUGCCAAAAGCGGAGAGUACCCUGCCGCAGGCAAGUUAUAGCGAACUUGCUAUUGCCACAGAUGGCUGGAAUCAACAUAAUAUAUUAGGGAGAGGUGGUUUUGGAACAGUAUACAGAGGCAUUUGGAAAAAUACCGACGUUGCCAUAAAGAAAAUCCGGCAAAAAGGGUCUGAUUUAGACGAAAGUUAUAUACUACAGUUUGAGCAAUCGUUAAAAGAAAUAAAGAUUUUAAAUUCUCACAUCCAUGAAAAUAUCUUGCCUUUAUACGCGUACAGUUUGGGCGGCGAAGCACCGUGCUUGGUCUAUCAGCUCAUGAAAAAUGGAUCUCUGGAAGAUAGGCUGCUUUUAAGACAAAAGACCAAACCGUUAACGUGGAUGCAAAGACACGAGAUUGCCAAGGGCAUAGCACGUGGAUUACAAUACUUGCACAUAGGGGAGAAACCAUUGAUUCACGGUGAUAUCAAAAGCGCGAAUAUUUUGCUCGAUAAAAAUUUCGAGCCCAGGAUUGGGGAUUUUGGUUUGGCGCGGGAAGGUCCUGAAAGAGAUAGUAUGAAGAUCAGCAGAAUUCAUGGGACAAGACCUUACUUACCCGAAGAAUUUUUACGAGACAAAAAAUUAUCCACAAAAAUAGACACUUACAGUUACGGUAUAGUCUUGUUCGAAAUGGCAACCGGUCUUCGGGCUUAUGACGAUUCCGAGAAGAAAUUGUUAAUAGAUCUAAUCGAGGCUUGGAAGGACAAGGACAUUUCUUUGCUGAUAGACAAGCACGGUGGCGAAGAAAACAAGCAAGUGUACAAAAAUUUAAUAUCUAUAGGAAAAUGGUGUGCAAAUAGAUUGGCGCAAAAUCGACCCAAUAUGGAACUGGUAUAUCAAACAUUGAACAAUUUGUAAAUAUUGGAUAGUAAAUUAUAAAGAUAUGUUGUUAUGAAAUUUAAUUAUAUAUAUAUAUAUUAUAUUUCUAUAUUAUACAUAUAUUAAUCAAUUUUACCGAAUUUUAAUUUUAUAAAAUAAAAUUUAUUAAUGUUACACAGUCGUCUUACUAUAUUUUUACCUGCUUAUAAAAUUUAAAUAACUACUGACAAUAUAUAAAUUGUA
Messenger RNA from Wasmannia auropunctata (little fire ant), 1892 nucleotides. It is a transcript of the gene pll, whose product is annotated as serine/threonine-protein kinase pelle. Gene Ontology annotation, molecular function: protein binding; protein kinase activity; ATP binding. The transcript is spliced from 4 exons. The record is from RefSeq and is a predicted model, not a curated record. Lineage: Eukaryota; Metazoa; Arthropoda; Insecta; Hymenoptera; Formicidae. Gene Ontology annotation, biological process: signal transduction; protein phosphorylation. The coding region runs from base 228 to 1688 and encodes 486 amino acids.